This is a messenger RNA of Epinephelus lanceolatus (giant grouper), 5161 nucleotides long. It is a transcript of the gene tfap4, whose product is annotated as transcription factor AP-4 (activating enhancer binding protein 4). Gene Ontology annotation, cellular component: nucleus. Gene Ontology annotation, biological process: regulation of transcription by RNA polymerase II. The record is from RefSeq and is a predicted model, not a curated record. Gene Ontology annotation, molecular function: DNA-binding transcription factor activity, RNA polymerase II-specific; RNA polymerase II cis-regulatory region sequence-specific DNA binding; protein dimerization activity. NCBI's taxonomy places the organism in Eukaryota, Metazoa, Chordata, Actinopteri, Perciformes, Serranidae.
ACACACAUGCACACGCGCGCACACACACACGGUCAUGCAGAGGGAGGGAGGGAGACAGAGAGAGAGAGAGAGAGAGAGAGGUAGAGCGCCACACACAACGAGGGAACCCCAUCAGCUGGAAGUCGAGUAACAUUACAACUCUCAGCAGCCUCAAACUACUACAUUACACAGCCGAGGGAUCCGGAUCUGAGGAUUUAACCCGCGUCGGAUCCCGGGAUUCCUGCUCUCUAACGUCAUUAUAUUUAUCACAUCCUACGGAGACUGUUUGCAGUGUUUUUUUAAUUUUUAUUUUGAGGAGGGGGGGGAGGCAAACUGGCGAGAGGCGAGCAUGGAGUAUUUCAUGGUACCAGCUCAGAAGGUGCCCUCCUUGCAACAUUUCAGGAAAACGGAGAAAGAAGUGAUCGGAGGUCUCUGCAGUCUGGCCAACAUUCCUCUGACCCCAGAAACAGCCCGAGACCAAGAGAGGCGAAUUCGCAGAGAGAUUGCCAACAGCAACGAGCGUCGGCGUAUGCAGAGCAUCAAUGCUGGAUUCCAGUCACUUAAAACACUCAUCCCACACAGCGAUGGAGAGAAGCUCAGUAAGGCUGCCAUCCUGCAACAGACGGCGGAGUACAUUUUCACUUUGGAGCAGGAGAAGACGCGGCUUUUGCAGCAGAACAGUCAGCUCAAACGAAUCAUACAAGAGCUAAGUGGUUCCUCCCCCAAGAGGAGGCGUGCGGAGGAGAAAGAUGAAGGGAUCGGCUCACCAGACAUCCUGGAGGAGGAGAAGACUGAAGACUUGAGGAGGGAGAUGAUUGAGUUAAGGCAGCAGCUGGAAAAAGAGCGCUCGGUCAGGAUGAUGCUGGAAGAUCAGAUGCGUUCCCUGGAUGCUCAGUUGUACCCAGAGAAACUGAAGGCUAUCGCCCAGCAGGUCCAGGAGCACCAGACCCAGACACAGAGCCUUGUCCAUCUGCAGCAGCACAAGCAGCUGGAGAGGGAUCUCACUCCAGCACACAGCCCACAGGUGUUGGCCCCAGCUACCCCCCCUGCACCUACACACCAUGCCACAGUCAUCGUCCCCGCACCUGCCCAGCCUCCCCAGCCCCAUCACGUCACCGUGGUAACCAUGGGACCGACAUCAGUUAUCAACACAGUGUCCACAUCUCGACAGAACCUGGACACCAUCGUUCAAGCAAUCCAGCACAUCGAGGGCACCCAGGGGAAGGGCUGUACCGGCGAGGAGGAGCAGCGGAGGGCAGUCAUCGUCACUUCAGGCCGUGUCCUCUCCGACGCGGCGGGCUCAGACACGGCCUCAAACAGCGAUGGGCCCGACGAUUGCUCACUGCCUUGAGGUCAUCCCUGACGUCUCGUGCGCCGUACACCUACAUUCACGCACACACUUACACACAAAGGGCCCAAGCAGACCAGGGCUACAGGAGGCUACAACCCCACAGCACUCUGGAAGUUACUAGGGCUGGUAGACAGAUUGAAGCACUCGUUUUUUUUCUUUUCAGUAUACACUCUACAUGUUGUACCGUAAUAGGCAGCCCGAAUAGGUUUACACUUAGACACUCAUACAUUUCUCUGCUUCUCUUUAGCCCCCUGCUCUCUCACACACACUCAUGUCUGUUCCUUUUACAAUAGAGAGGUUAUUAUUAGAGCGGUUACUUCACUGACAGAUCUGUAAAUCCUCCGUCAUACUGGAUACUAGAAUGUCUGCUAAACAUCACCAUUAAUCACCAGGACUGUUGUCUUUAUUCGGCCCUGAAGCUGCGUGACUGACCCACGAAACAGGAGACAGAGCCCAGCAGUGCGUGGCGUCAACGCCGCCCAACACCAGAGCAUUUCCGUUUAAGAUGAACAUCCUUGAGCUGUUUGGAGAGACCCUGUGAGCUCUCAAAGUUCCACUUUUUAGGCUUCUGGAUGACAGAAUAAUGUUUCUACUCUUGUGAAGUCUACUUUUUCAUGUUUUGUUUCUGUAAGGUUCCCUCAGCCAGCAAGUUAAAGUGAUUGUACUGGAAAUACACACAUGGAGAAAAAAAAAAGACGCACCACAAUGACGGGAAUUUAAAAGCUGUUUUCACGGCUGACUGGUGCUCACAGGAAAUGAAGUGAAGCUCAGGAGGAGAGAGUGCGCUUACUGGUUCAUAGCUCUAUUCUUUUUAUUUGUUUGUUUGUCGGCAAUUGUUUUUUUUUUUUGUUUUUUUUUUUUUUACUGGGCUGGGUUCCCAGUAAUCCCACACAUGUAUUUGGCAUGUUCUUGUUUUGACUCAUGGCCUGACAAAAAAAUAUCAGUGCUUUGACACUUCUUGACACCCUCCUCCCUCUUGAAUAUAAAAGCACCUGGCUUGUUAAAUAAGCUAAUCUGUGGGCACUAUUGAGUGAUCUCCACUGUUUCUGGUGUAUGUGUGUGUGUGUGUGUGUGUGUGUGUCCCAUUUAGUGUUUGAAUCAGCAGGGCCUAGCAGUGUCCCAGACUCUGGCAGUCUGCAGCAGCACUGCUUUCGCCUUGAAAUAAAGGCACGCGUGUAUGUGCGCACAACACUCACACAUACAGAUACGACUGACAUACAAUCACAUACUCGCUCAAUCUUAAGAGCUGGUUUUAUUCAGCCCUGAACAGUGUAGUUUCUAGUCCUCAUUAUACAUGAAAUAUGAGGAAAAUGCCCGGUGAAAUUGUCUGAAUGUGCCAUGGAGGUGACCGGGCUGACUACACAUGCUCUAUGCAUUUCCUUACGUUUUUCUUUGUGCGCUUUCUGUGUAGCUUUCUGCGCUAUUUACCCGUUUCUGCGUAGAUGAUACUUAAAACGUUUUUGCCUGGAACUGUUGGUUGACAGACAGACUUUAAGACAUGUAGCUCAGCGAGGCAGCAGCUUGCCUUACUACAAGCCCGUGGGUGCAGGGAGGCACUGUGAAGCCAGCCUUAACACAGCCCCCGGGUCUGAGAGACGAACCUGAACACUUGAUCUGGGCCGUUGGGUGGCCACUGGAAUCCCUCUGCUUUUUCCCCUCGCAUGUGUUAGAAUUAGGGCUGGGCGAUAAGGGGAAUAUCAAAUACCACAAUAUUUUUUACGAUAAACCUCGAUAACAGUAUUGUGACGAUAUUGUUGGGUUGACUGUUGGCCUGGUCACAAAUUUAGGGCUGUCCCGAUUACCAGUUUUUGGGCAUUGCAGCUUCAAUGAGAAACUUUGGCCAUACAUCAAAGCUUCCACAAAAAUAACGUGGCAAUUAGCCACUUCGUUAGCACGCAGGUUGCACAUUAGCCGCAAUAACUAGAGAAAAAAAAAAUUCUUUGCAAGACACAUAAGCUGUUACUUACAGUUUUUAGGUGAGCUCUUUGAGGAUAUGUGACAUACCAGUUUCCUUUGUCGCAUCUGGCACAGAUUUGGAAACUAUUCCAGACGCUAGACGUUUUCGACAUCUUGCUAGCGGAUCUAUAAGCCUGUCACGCAUGGUCAGACUGUCCCAGUUUCAGUGACAUUACAUGAGUCGGAGAGUUACAAAACAAUCACUAGAUUUAAACGUCGUCUGAGAAUAACUAUAAAUAAUUUAUGCUGAUGCUUAAUAAGUAAUGUUGGAUAAAUAUUUCUUAAUUUACAGGCUAUUUUGGUUUCAGGGGGUAAUUCAUAUAUACAUUUUAAAAAACAGCAUUGAAAUACUAAUGUUUGACAUCGAUUACCAUGGCAACGAUUCGGGUCAGCCCUAUACAAAACAUUUACACAAUAAGAUUUUGAUAAUCAUCAGUAAUGUGGAUAUAAUGUCUAAGCUAAUGAAUAAUAAAAUGGCUAGAGCAGUCCAGUAAGUGGAGACAAUUACAUCACUUUACUGUAAUGUAACGAUAUCCAAAAUCUGACAUUCUCUCAUCUCGUAUGGCGAUAUCAAUAUAAUAUCGAUAUAUUGCCCAGCCCUAGUUAGAAUAUAUAUUCCCAGUUAUUUUGUCUUUUACUUAUGUUUGUUUUUAUGAUGUUUUGCCACAAAUAUGAACAGGUUGCUGAUAUACUAAUUACAUUCAAGCGCUCCUGAUAUUUCUUUUUUCUCUGUAAGUAUUCAUUGUAUCUGAAUACUGACUCCUUGUUGGAUUUACAUGUAGAUUUGCAACCGUUGGCCCCUUCGUGUGCACUAUUAAAGCCAGAUUUAUGUGGGGGGGAAAAUUCCACAUUGAAAUGUCGACAUUCCAUGAAAUUUUACCCAUUUUUCCCCGUCAGGUUACUUUUCAAAAAUGGAGCCUGUUUUAUUUAGAGAUUAGAGUUACAUUUAGUGCUUUUGACACAUCAGUGCUGUUUUAUAAUUGCAUUUAGGGAUAAACACUUUAUUCGAAUCACCUGCAUCGAUGCAUAGAUGGAGCUUUGAACUGCUGGACAGAUAAUGCGUUCGAUUGAACGCACCUCAUCUAUCAUGAUUCAUGUCAUGGAAUUGCCCUUUAAAGAAAUAUUGAUGUCAGCUGCACUGAAACGAGUGACGCGUCUGUCAGAUUAAAUCAUGGGACAUUUUCCCAGCAUUCAUUACUACAUAAUAGGAAGGGGAUUCCUGGAUAUUGAAAACGUGUUUUUGCAAGCUCUGCUUUUUGUAGAGCUCUAACUUUUUCCCUCCGAGUAUCUGCAUUUGGUAGUUUUCUGCUGAAUACCGGAACUGUUUUAUUUCCAUCUGUGUUUUACACUCUGUUCUGCGUGUUAGGAAACGUUACGUGGACAUAUCAGAUUGUCAGAUGAGUGGGGUGGGCCUGGGGAUCAUUAAAUGGGGUCAAGAUUACAAAGCACUUACUGUACUAUACUGGAGUCCGCCUCUUUCUUUUGUAAAAAGGGGCAUCUCCUCAGCUGAAGCUCUUGAGGUUAUGAGUAAAAGCCGCACAGCUGUGUAUCCCCCUUUCCCUCCAUGUCUACACCUCCUCCAUCUUGUCCUGUUUGCCCCUCACAUCUCCUUUUUUUUAUUUGCAAAAUCUUUUAUGCUGUCUUUGUUUAUCUCGUCAGUAUCUCUUGUCUCCUUCACAUUUCACAGCUCCUUCCUGUCCCUUUCCUUCUGUCUCUUCUGUGUAACCUUUUUUUUUUGUUAGACCUGUCAGUGCAUAUGGUCAUCAAGAAGCUAUUUUGUGUCUGUUUUGUUUUUAAGAGAAAUGUUUUGGGGAUAAAGAGGCUUGUGCCUUUGUAAAGACAGAAUAAUAAAGUUUGUACUUUGUUUUUUACGCA